This is a messenger RNA of Fopius arisanus, 1225 nucleotides long. RefSeq names its product Cyclin-dependent kinase 7 (gene Cdk7). NCBI's taxonomy places the organism in Eukaryota, Metazoa, Arthropoda, Insecta, Hymenoptera, Braconidae. The transcript is spliced from 5 exons. The record is from RefSeq and is a predicted model, not a curated record. The coding region runs from base 78 to 1094 and encodes 338 amino acids. Gene Ontology annotation, cellular component: cytoplasm; transcription factor TFIIH holo complex; transcription factor TFIIK complex. Gene Ontology annotation, biological process: protein phosphorylation; positive regulation of transcription by RNA polymerase II. Gene Ontology annotation, molecular function: RNA polymerase II CTD heptapeptide repeat kinase activity; ATP binding; cyclin-dependent protein serine/threonine kinase activity.
GUUUGGCCUGACUUGUUUAACCUGUACAGUUAUGUCCCUCAGGUUUUAACUGAGUCAAUCGUUAAUUCAAAAUAAUAAUGACUGAUAAAUUGCGGAGAUAUGAAAAAAUCGAUUUCCUGGGAGAGGGACAGUUUGCCACUGUUUAUAAGGCUAAGGAUUCAGAGACUGGCCACAUCGUAGCUGUAAAAAAGAUCAAGGUAGGGAGUAGAGCAGAAGCUAGAGAUGGUAUUAAUCGCACAGCACUGAGGGAAAUUAAAUUACUCCAAGACUUGAAGCACGAAAAUAUCAUUGGAUUAUUAGAUGUAUUUGGUCACAAGUCGAACGUGUCCCUCGUAUUCGAUUUUAUGGACACCGACCUGGAGGUGAUAAUCAAGGACAACAGCAUCGUAUUGACAACUGCAAAUAUAAAAUCAUACAUAAUUCAGACUUUACAAGGUCUGGAUUAUCUCCACUUCAACUGGAUACUCCACAGGGAUUUGAAGCCAAAUAAUCUCUUGGUGGACAGUAAAGGGGUGUUGAAAAUUGGUGAUUUUGGUUUAGCCAAGUUUUUUGGCUCUCCGAACAGAAUAAAUACUCACCAAGUAGUAACGAGAUGGUACAGAUCCCCAGAGUUGCUUUAUGGGGCAAGAUUGUACGGCACUGGGGUAGAUAUGUGGGCUGUGGGGUGCAUCCUGGCUGAGUUGCUACUGAGAAUGCCUUUUCUCCCUGGGGAAUCUGAUCUCGAUCAGCUAACAAGAAUUUUUCAGACCCUGGGAACCCCGACCGAGGAGACGUGGAGAGGGAUGAAAGAACUUCCCGAUUUUAUUCAGUUCAAGCCAUUCCCAGGGACUCCCUUGAAGCACAUCUUCACAGCAGCUGGAGACGAUCUCCUCGACCUUAUAGCCAGUUUACUUAGCAUUAAUCCUCAGGACAGGUGUACCUGUGAUCAGGCUCUACAAAUGGCUUAUUUCAGCAACAAACCAGCACCCACAGUAGGUGCAAGAUUGCCCCUGCCUCAAGCGAUAAAGAAAUUACCCGAGGAGAAACCCAGUCUCAAGAGGAAAUUACUGGAAUCUAUGGAUGGAGGCACUCUUGCCAAGCGAUUACAAUUCUAAUCGCCAAAUAAUGACAUUUGAUUAUUUUUAUUGCGAAUUAUUAUACGGAAAUGUUAUGUUUCGAUUUAUGUGAGAGUGCGACGUUGAGGAUCCAAUUGUGAUUGAUUUUAUAAAUAAAAGUAUUUUCUCAA